Messenger RNA from Ixodes scapularis (black-legged tick), 2282 nucleotides. Its product is annotated as beta-1,4-glucuronyltransferase 1. The record is from RefSeq and is a predicted model, not a curated record. Gene Ontology annotation, molecular function: glucuronosyltransferase activity. Lineage: Eukaryota; Metazoa; Arthropoda; Arachnida; Ixodida; Ixodidae.
AUGGAGGACCGAGGUCUCCAGCGGUCUGGAGCAGUCGCCAUCGAUCUAGCGCUCUACGCGACUUCCGCUAGGGGAACGCUUCCGCCGCGUCUCGCCGCCGUCUCUUUGAUCGCUUCAUCCUCCAUCCCGGCAUCACCGGAAUGGCACCACCUCGCCCUUCCAUCACGGCCCAAUGCCUUCAUCCCGUUGCUUCCUCCCAAACCCCAAAGUCCCGCCGCCGAUGCGACACGCCAGCCGGUGUUCGUAGCCGGUGAUGCCGAGGCCACAUCGGCUGGGAAGCCGAAACGUCCUGAGGCGAACUCCGGUCUUCCUCGUCAUCGGCGUCCUGUUCACCUGCAACCUAUUCGGCCUCUUGAUCUUCAACCGCCUAGAACACUCGUCGCAGAACAGUCCGUCGGACAAGCACCCGAACAAACGACCGCACCAAACCACCGCUGGAGGUACGGACAAUCGGGCGACGUCCUCUUGGGAGCAACCGAAGACCACGUCCACAUCCUAGACGUCCUAGCCAGCAGGGCACCCUUCAAGUUCGACGUCGACAAGCAGUCGCUUGAUGCCAGCCGCAAGUACAAGAUCGCCCGUAGGUUCCUGUCGCCCCAAGUGGAACUAGGACCUCAAGACGGUGGCGGAGACGUCUGUCUCGCGACGCAGGGCUCCCUAGACCGCCUCUCCUGGCUCGUCGACCUUGUCCAGCUCUGGAACGGGCCGGUGUCCCUGGCGGUCUUCGUAGCCAACUCGGCGCAGUUCCAAGCCGUCAAGGUGUAUCUCUCCCUCAUCCGUUCCUGCUCGGAAGCCAUCAAGGCCAACAUGCGAGUGGAUCUGGUGUAUCCGGCUGACGAGAACCUGACCAGGAAGACCGUGUGGUCGGACGAACUCGGCUCCGAUUUUUCUUGCGGCACCCACGCCGUUCUCCUGAAGGUUCUACAGAACGUCGGCAAGACGAAAGUUGUCAAGGGAAGUGCCAAACAGAUGCUCUACCCUCAGAACCAUCUCCGGAACGUGGCCAGGGACGGCUGCGCCCAGAGGUACUUCUUUCUCACGGACAUCGACAUUAUGCCCAAGCCGGGACUCUGGGAGGAACUGUCCGACUUCUUCGGGCGGACCCUUCCGUGUACAAAGUGCGUGUUUGUGGUGCCCACUUACGAGAUGUCCGAGACUGCGCCGGUGCCCAGGACGAAACGGGAGCUUUUGCACCUUGUCCGGCGGAAGGAGGCGAGGCCUUUCCACCAGAAGUCCUUCAUCCACAACCAAUACGCCACGAACCACGGCAUGUGGGAAGGCCUGAAGCAGCGCGGCGACGGACUGCGUGCCGCGUACAGCGUGAAGAGGUACGAGUUCUUCUACGAACCUUUCUAUGUGGCCGCCAAAGACGUGCCGCGCUAUGACGAGAGGUUCGUCGGCUACGGGUUCACCAGGAACACUCAGGUGUACGAGACCCACCUGGCCGGGUUCGAGUUCUGGGUGCUGGACGAAGCCUUCGCCGUGCAUCGCGGCAUGCGGAACAAGCGCUCCAUGGGCUACUGGAGGGAGCGCCAGAACGCCCUGAACCGGAGGCGCUUCGUCGUCUUCCAAAGGGACAUGAAGAGGAAGUACCGGCUCACAACGAAGAAGGCCACGGCACCCGCUCCGACGACCAGCAAGACGCCGUCGUCGUUCUCCAAAAUGCUACAGGGUUCUCUCGGACUAGCGCCUUCGUCUUGAACUAGCUCUUACGGUCUCUUGCAACGUAAGAUCGAGGGAAGAGGCUCUGCCCACAACGAGCCAAGCUCAGCCGCACAUGAGGCGGUGGACCAGCAGUUAAUCUCCUGGUGAACUAAGGUACAGUGGCAUGCGCGAGACACCACUGAGCUCACUCUAAGCAACUGCAUACGUAUGUGGCUAUGGGCCAUUCCAAUAGGCGCCUUCGUGAGUCGCCAUCUUUGUUUUCAGGGCUGUGGAACGGAUUCUGAGCAUGCCGAGUAGCUCUCUCCUGCGCAACAUCGGACGCGGUUUACAUGCAUCCUCAUGUCAAUGGUAACUUGACCUAAAUCCUAUUUUGUAUUGCCAGGAAAAAAAAAAAGUUCGUUUUUAUUGAGUUGAGGAUAUCAUUUUUCUCUGGCAGUUUGAAGGCGGUAUUUUUCCUGUAGUAGACCUUACCUUUAACAGGAUCAGCAAGCUCUUGUCUGGCGGCCAUACCUGUGUGCGAUCUGUGGUCAAGCGCACGGGGAAGCGAGUUGUUCGCCAGAUUCCUUAUCGUCAAAACUCUUGAUCGUGGCAGACCACAUAAAUUGCCUUGCUUACAG